CAUUAGGUACUUAACUGUCAACAACAUGGCUGUCUCGAUGUGUGCACGACUGUUUCUCCAGAGAUCUUCACAGGGUCUUCGGCUCAACCCUCUGACAUCCCCCGCGUUCACAAGCCCCUUUCUAUCUCGCGCCCACAGGCUUGGGCCCAGUGAUGAUGAGAUGUACCAGCGUACCACAGUGUCCAUCAUGCAAAAAGAACCAGGAGCUGGAGCAAUGAUCCACAGCUACAGCCCCAGAGGGUUCAACAUCGAUGGGAACCGUGUUUUCGGGCCAUGUGCCCUGCUACCUCCAGCCAUCCUCCAAUGGAAUGUAGGCAGCUAUAAAGACAUCACUGUAGAGAGCAUGGCCCUUUUCCACAUGCUGGAACCUCGAAUUGAGGUUCUGGUCCUGGGCACAGGGGGUCGGUCAGAGCGGAUUGACCCCAAAGUCCUGGCCCUCCUCAAGAGAAAAGGCAUCGCUGUGGAGGUGCAGGACACGCCAAACGCUUGUGCAACCUUUAACUUCCUGAGCAGUGAACGGCGAGUGGUGGCAGCAGGUCUGAUUCCUCCUCCAAUCAGCACGGAGCUGGAGUAGCAACAACAGAAGGAGGUCUUGAUUGGACUUGAUGGAAAAAAUGAACUAUUUUCACCACUUGGAUGGAUGAUCUGGAUAAAUCUGUCCUCAUUCAAGGGCUGAGUUAUGUUUUUUUAGCCAUUGCAAACUGGGUGGAUUUCUGGCAUUUCCCCAUAGAAAUGUGGUGUGUGUGUGUGUGUGUGGGGGGGGUGGUAUGAAAUGUGUAAAUGAAAAAGAGAACAGGAGUGUGUUGGCAUUGAUGUAUUUCUGACGAGUAUUGAAGGAUAUGAUUUGGUGGGAGUGUUAUUUAGUGUGUCAUAUCUGUAUAAGGAUAAAUACAUGCUACCAAUGAAGCAAUACACAAUAUAUAAAAUUACAAAUACAAUGUUUUGUAUUUAUUUAAUUGUCAGUGAAAGCAUAUGGGAGUAUGUGCAUUGUGUAUGUAAUCUACCCAAGGUGACUGUCCUUCACUGGGAUUAGUAAACCUCUCUAAUCUCA
This is a messenger RNA of Coregonus clupeaformis (lake whitefish), 1051 nucleotides long. It is a transcript of the gene ndufaf3, whose product is annotated as NADH:ubiquinone oxidoreductase complex assembly factor. NCBI's taxonomy places the organism in Eukaryota, Metazoa, Chordata, Actinopteri, Salmoniformes, Salmonidae. The transcript has 5 exons. The record is from RefSeq and is a predicted model, not a curated record. Gene Ontology annotation, biological process: mitochondrial respiratory chain complex I assembly. Gene Ontology annotation, cellular component: mitochondrial inner membrane. The coding region runs from base 26 to 574 and encodes 182 amino acids.